AUGAGAUGUGUACGGACUCUGCGCUGGUUCACGGAUAGUCGAUUACUUCAGAAAAAUUAUUCACCUUUGGCUUUGAUCAAUUCACGAUUAAGUACGGAGCCACCACGUUUUAGGGCCGUGUACUUGGUCCGCGCUUUAAAAACGCACKUCAAAUCUGAACACUGCAGAAGACGUCGCGUUAUCAGGCGUCUGUGCAGCGGUACCGGUGAUUUUAGAGUGAUAAAGGAAGUCACAAAGACUAGAAGGAACACUGAUGCUUCAAGAAUACUGUCUCUGGCAAAGCCAGAGAGAUAUCGGUUGUUAGAUGUGUCUGUGGACUUUGUUUGUCCAUCAUUUGCCUGUCCAUCAUUUAUCUAUAUUUCAUUUUUUCAAAACACUUCAGGACAAAGAGUGAUAAAGAACCUCCGACAAAAAUUAUUCAGCUCAAUAUUGGUCCAAGAAACAGCAUUUUUUGAUCACACAAGAACUGGGGAACUUAUUAACCGGUUGUCAGCUGACACCAUUCUUGUUGGGAAAGCUGUGACAGAUAAUGUAUCUGAUGGUCUCAGGGCUACUGCUCAAGCUUUGGCCGGUGUUUCAAUGAUGGUAUAUGUGUCUCCUAAGCUUGCUGGUGUGGUAUUGGUGAUAGUGCCUUCCAUAGCAUUAGCUGCUGUCAUGUAUGGGAGAUUUCUUAAGAAAAUUACAAGAAAAGUACAAGAUUCACUUGCAGACUCAACUCAGGUUGCUGAAGAGAGAAUCUCCAAUAUCAGGGUUGUGAGGGCAUUUGGACAAGAAAAUAAAGAGAUUGAAAGAUACACUCAAAAUAUAGACAAUGUUUUCAAGUUGUCAUUGAAAGAAGCAUUAGCAAGGGCUGUGUUUUUUGGAUUUACUGGUUUUUCRGGUAAUUGUGUUGUUCUAACAGUCCUGUAUUGUGGAGGAGUCAUGAUGACCGAUUCACAAAUCUCUGUWGGAGAUCUCACCUCUUUUCUUUUAUACACUGGGUUUGUUGGAGUGUCAGUUGGAGGCUUAAGUUCAUUUUACUCUGAGUUGAUGAAAGGCAUUGGUGCAAGUGGACGAAUCUGGCAGUUGAUUGACAGACUUCCAGCAAUACCACAUAGAGGAGGUAUUGUGCCUCAACUGGACAGCAUUACAAACAUUGAAUUCAAAAACAUCCAUUUUUCCUACCCGUCUCGACCUGAUGUACCAAUAUUCAAAGGCUUAUCACUAACUGUGCCUGGAGACUCUGUGACAGCGGUAGUCGGACCAAGUGGAUCUGGUAAGAGUAGUCUAGGCUCUUUACUUCUUAGGCUGUAUGAUCCAGACAARGGUCGUGUCUUGGUGGGUGGGCAUGAUGUCACAACUCUUUCUCUUGAUUGGCUUAGAGGAACAACUGGUACUGUUCACCAGGUAAGCUAUGCAACCAACAUGACAUCUGAUAGAUUGUAUAUGACAGAAUAUCAAAUUCUUAAAGACUGCAACAUGACAUCUGAUAGAUUGUAUAUGACAGAAUAUCAAAUUCUUAAAGACUGCAACAUGACAUCUGAUAGAUUGUAUAUGACAGAAUAUCAAAUUCUUAAAGACUGCAACAUGNNNNGACUAUUUUCUCCCACUAGUGCACUGGAUUCAGAAAGUGAACAUUUGGUUCAAGAAGCACUUGAACGUCUGAUGAAAGGACGGACAGUCAUAACAAUUGCUCACCGUCUAUCAACUAUAAAGAAUGCUGAUCACAUAGUUGUYCUUGAUAGUGGGAAGAUUGCUGAGUCUGGUUCGUACCACGAACUUAUGGAUARUGAUGAUGGRCUGUUUAGGAAGUUAGUUGAAAGACAAACAAUUGUUAGUCGUUGAUGUAGCAAUGGAUGCUGGUACAAGCAUUUUAUGAAACCAAACAWUGCAAUCAAACAAUCAAGGGACAGAMCAGGAUUUAUACAAAYAUACCAGACAAAAACAUAGUAAUGGCCKURAACCAUCUAAAUUAUGUAACUACAAUUGCACUURCAAGUUUAGAACAAAAGUGARCCAUUUUUUUAAUUUACACUUGUCYGCGUGGGAUUGAAAUCAGUUAUUGAGUUAAGAGACUUCUGGACUAAAUUCAGUUGUGAUUGUCGUCCAUUGCACUGGUAAGGGUAAUAGAAUAAGAAAUCAAAUAAGAUAAUAGAUAAAUAAUGAAAAUAAGAACGAAUAUACUAUCAGCAUAUCUGAGUUUUAKUAAAAUGACGUUAAUCUAAAA
Exaiptasia diaphana is the source of this 2206-nucleotide messenger RNA. RefSeq names its product ATP-binding cassette sub-family B member 10, mitochondrial-like. Gene Ontology annotation, biological process: transmembrane transport. Gene Ontology annotation, cellular component: membrane. NCBI's taxonomy places the organism in Eukaryota, Metazoa, Cnidaria, Anthozoa, Actiniaria, Aiptasiidae. Gene Ontology annotation, molecular function: ATP hydrolysis activity; ABC-type oligopeptide transporter activity; ATP binding. The record is from RefSeq and is a predicted model, not a curated record.